AUGAGUGCAUCGGGUUCUCCGCGAGGGGAUACAUUAGCUCACGAGGAUGACUGGCUCUCGUGGCUUCACCAUCAUGACGAUGUUCUGGACAGCAAUCUCGGGAUCCAUGGCGAAAAGGCAGCCGAUGUUACCGACAACGGCCCGUCCCGGACAGGGUUGCAACACUUAUCAAUGGAGUCAUCAGACUCCAUAGAUUGCAGGGCAUCUGGAGAACUCCCAUCCAGUGACACUUUGGCUGAAGAUGUCUCAUGGCUAUCGUCCAGUGGAUACUAUGGCGCCCCCUCAGAUUCCUCCGUGGGGUCUGUAGACUCACUGACCUCACCAAUCGCAUCGGCUUCUCGACUGAGACGACGAAGGAGACACACACACCAGAAGAUCAACGCGGCACGAGAGAGGGAGACGGCUAAACGAAGAUAUCAGUGUACGUUCUGCACAGACGCUUUUAAAACGAAGCAUGAUUGGCAAAGACAUGAGACGACCAUGCAUUUAACCCUCGAGCAAUGGAAAUGCUCAAGAUUUGGACCGAUAAUACAACAGACAGAUGGAAACUCAUACUGUAUCUUCUGCAAAUGUCCCAACCCCUCGAUAGACCACCCAGAAACUCACAACUACUCAGCCUGUGCCGCUCAACCAGAAUCCGCACGAUUAUUCCACCGCAAAGAUCACCUCAGACAGCACUUACGUCUCUUUCAUCAAGGAUGCAACUUCAAUGACUCCAUGAAGAGCUGGCUAUCGUCGAUAGAUGAUGUUAGAUCGAGAUGCGGAUUCUGUGAUGCACAAUUGGGCACUUGGACAGAAAGGCAGAAACAUCUCGCUCUACACUUCCGUGCAGGUGCAGAUAUGAGAGAGUGGAAAGGUGAUCGGGGCUUUGACAAACAGAUUGAAGACCUCGUGGAGAAUGACAUGCCUGCGUUCUUGAUAGGAGAUCAGCGCCGAACCAUGGAGCCAUUCUCCGCUUCAAGGGUAGAUCACCGUGUCGACACAUACCCAUUGAAUCCGUUCAGCGCCAAUGAGACGAGCCCUAGGCAAAACUCAAGAGAAUCGGAGGUUCCUCAUUCUCAUCAGGAGGUACAGAGGUUGUUGUUACAAUAUGUAUCUACCGAGAUCUCACAAGGCCAUGUGCCGUCAGAUCGACAGAUACAAAGAAAGAUGAGCGAGAUUAUCUAUGGGCCGGAUAAUUCUUGGGAUUCGACUUGGGCGGAUAAUCCUCAGUGGAUGGACAUGUUUCGGAAGAAGGCCGGGUUGAUUAGUUUACCUCUUAGUGGAGGGAAGAAUGCAUUUAUUGGGUUCUAA
Messenger RNA from Fusarium verticillioides 7600, 1293 nucleotides. RefSeq lists its product as hypothetical. The record is from RefSeq and is a predicted model, not a curated record. Bases 1 to 1293 code for a protein of 430 amino acids. The transcript has 2 exons. Lineage: Eukaryota; Fungi; Ascomycota; Sordariomycetes; Hypocreales; Nectriaceae.